Molecule: messenger RNA, 3059 nt
Organism: Cyclopterus lumpus (lumpfish)
Lineage: Eukaryota; Metazoa; Chordata; Actinopteri; Perciformes; Cyclopteridae
Product: cell wall integrity and stress response component 3-like
Exons: 15
Coding region: 1090-2856 (588 amino acids)
Biological process (GO): extracellular matrix organization; cell adhesion; T cell activation
Cellular component (GO): external side of plasma membrane; membrane raft; extracellular matrix
Molecular function (GO): protein tyrosine kinase binding; MHC class II protein binding; cell adhesion molecule binding
Source: RefSeq, a predicted model, not a curated record
AUUUGGCCCAAUCGCGACAGCGCGUUUUGAUGGACAGGAGCAACCCGCCAAUGGACGCGAAGGAUUUCCGGGACCCCGCGUUGAAUCGACACGCGCGCUAGCCAAUCACGGUUUAUUAGCGAAAAACAACAACAACAGGUUUUUGUUGACAGUGUAAAGUAACACUGCAUUAUGCCACAUUACACACCAAAUAAAACAUAAUGAUUGACACAAAUAUAAAUAAUGCUUAUAAAUAAACCCUCGUGAUGCUAUGACUAAUAUUUUAAACUCUUAAAAAUAAGUUAUUAGAUAACUCCACUGAGGGUCGCACGAGGACAAGCUGAACCAUGUCGGCUCGAGAGCUUCCUUCUCUCAGCUGCUGCACUGAAGACCCACAGAAGGAGUUAUGCUAAUGCACUUCCUGGUGCACGUAUUAAAUGAACCAGACCGUUUCACAAUGGUGUAUUUGUGUUGCUUGAGAAUUAAAUUACAAAUAAACCUCUCAAACAAUCAAGCAUAGUUGAUUUGUAGCCUGUGCUCUGGCAUCAACGCUGCAAAGAUAAACAUUAGCACAGGAUGUGGACCAGAAAUAUAAAACUACAUACACAAUUGCAUGUUUUUCCAAAAAUAUGGCAGCAUUCAGUGUAUAGUUAAUUUCUCAUAUCUCCUUUUCUAAACUUCUUGUUGACUGUUUGCCACGGCGUUUACGACCCAAACCGAAAGGGCAGUCUCAAUUUGAACACUUUAUGUUCACAAAGUUACUUGUUGACAGAUUUAUUCCAUAGAAAAGUAAGCAAAAUUGCUUUAUUUACAUUAAUAACUGAGGCAUGAGGGGUUUGUUCACUCAGUGACUUCACAGUGCGUCUUAUUCAAUUAGGAAAAGUCGUUGUCCACAUGUUGCUUAAUUUAUAACAAGCUACUAUGAAGAACACUCGCUAAAAAACAGUCGUCUUUAGUUACAAUAACCUUUAAAAUGGACAAAACACUGUAUUUGUCGCUGAAGAAUUCAUCGGCGAUUAAAAAAGAAACGCCACGCCACACAUUUCCUGUUCUCAUCUUCCAUAAAAGAAGGAAGUGAAGGCACUGAAUCAUUUCAGAGUGAAGACGAGCAUGAAACUCUGCAGCUGCCUGCUGGCUUUACUUCUGGGCUGCAGCGUCUCUGCAGAAAUAAUCCAUGAAGUAGUCGAGGAACAGACCUCAGUCUAUCUGCGUUGUCCUCACUCUGUGGAGGGCACCGUGACCUGGAGCAGAGAGAAUAAUGGACGUGAAGUUAAAAUACUGACAGCUGAUGUUGAUAGGGACAUAAGACACUUUAAAGACCCGCAGAGACGAUACAGUUCAUUGUCAGAUAAAUCACUGUCCAUCAGAAGAGUGACCGCCUCCGACUCUGGAAGAUACUUCUGCAACAGGGAAGCAGUGGAGCUGACGGUGAUCCCACCAGGAACAACCACACGUGAUGCCACAGAGGGGACAGAAGUCACUCUGACAUGCCCUCCUGAUGCUGGAGGUCCAUUUAAUAAAAGAUGGAGCAGCAACAACACUGGUGACAUAAAUACCCAGACAGGGUUUUAUGUUUCACCUGUUGACCAGAUGUUGACUAUAACAUCUGUGGAGCUUAAACACUCUGGACUUUACUUCUGUGAAGGAAAACCUGCUGCGUAUCUGAAGGUGACCAAAGGUUACACGACAACAACAACAAGUCGGACAAAUGAAGAUACAACAACAACAACAACAACAACCACAACACCUACAAGACAAACAACACAUCUGACAAAUGAAGAUACGACAACAACAAAGAAAAAAAGAGACAAGAAAGACAAAAAGAACAAGAAGAGUUACACGACAACAACAACCACCCCACCUACAACAAGACAAACAACAACAACUGUACCAUCAACUACACGUCCGACUAAUGAAGGUAUGAUGACAACAAAGAAACAAGGAGACAACAACAAAGACAACAAGAACAACACGAGUAACACGACAACAACAACCACCCCACCUACAACAAGACAAACAACAACAACUGUACCAUCAACGACACGUCCGACUAAUGAAGGUAUGAUGACAACAAAGAAACAAGGAGACAACAACAAAGACAACAAGAACAACACGAGUAACACAACAACAACAACCACCCCAUCUACAACAAGACAAACAACAACAACUGUACCAUCAACGACACGUCCGACUAAUGAAGGUAUGAUGACAACAAAGAAACAAGGAGACAACAACAAAGACAACAAUAACAACACGAAAGGCAAAACCACAACCACCACAACAACAACAAGACAAACAACACCAUCAACUCCACGUCUGACUAAUGAAGACACAACGACACAACGCGGUUACACGAAAACAACAACAACAACCACCCCACCUACAACAAGACAAACAACAACAACUGUACCAUCAACUACACGUCCGACUAAUGAAGUUCCUGAUUUGGUGAUUGGAAUAGUCGCCUUCCUCCUCCUCCUCAUCAUCAUCAUCGUCGUCUACUUUGCUUUGAGACGCAGGAUUAAAAGACGAGGAAGUGCAGAAAGAAGCCCCGUCUAUGACGAGAUACGGGACUCGUCUGCGGUUCCGCCGACAAACGGUGGAGGAAGCUUGGCCGGACCAACCGCUAUAUACUGCAUGGCGGAUGAUUUUCCAGAUGUAUUACACCACAACGAUCACACGUACUCCACCAUCCCCGAUCUUCCACCAGUGGGGAAGAAAAGCGAGACGUCGCUGCCCGAUAACUCCACUUGUUCCUUCAUCGGCAACCCAUUUAUUGGUGAAAUUAAUAACGGUCCGUCGCAGCUUCCUGACAACAUUUAUUUUUUACUGGAGAAACCCAAAGCACCUGGAAACAACACGGACCAACAUCUUUAAUUUUACCUCAAAGGUUCUUGGUUUUAGCAGUCGAGUUUAGUGGCCUUUACUUGUCAGAUAAAUAGCACGGAAAUGAAAAAUACUCGCCUAUGAAUAUUAUAGGUUUACCUCCGGUUCUGAAAAUUGAAGCCAAUGCUUCAAGUGUUAAAGCAACUCCUCUGGUUGUAUAGAAGUCCAUGCUUCAUGUGUUAAAGCUGCAUUCU